Solanum pennellii is the source of this 711-nucleotide messenger RNA. RefSeq names its product protein SPIRAL1-like 1. NCBI's taxonomy places the organism in Eukaryota, Viridiplantae, Streptophyta, Magnoliopsida, Solanales, Solanaceae. Gene Ontology annotation, cellular component: cortical microtubule, transverse to long axis. Bases 126 to 458 code for a protein of 110 amino acids. Gene Ontology annotation, biological process: cortical microtubule organization. The record is from RefSeq and is a predicted model, not a curated record. The transcript has 3 exons.
CUCUUUUUAUUUUUCAAAAUUCAAAUUCUUUAAAACCUUUAUUUAAAGCUAGUUAUUUUCCCCACCGGCCCCCCUCCUCUGUCUAUCGCUUCGGAAUUAUACCAAAGAGAAAUUAAUCGUUAAGGAUGGGCCGCGGAGUGAGUGCUGGGGGCGGUCAGAGUUCCUUGGGCUACCUGUUUGGAAGUGGAGAGCCUGCUAACAAUUCUCAGACUGCUCGCAACCAGGAAAAGGCUCCGACUAAUGAGCCUGUCUCAAGGCCAGCUGCUGCUGCACAACCUAUGGAUAACACCAAGAAUGUACCAGCAGGCAUUCACAGUAACAACACAAACAACUAUUUUCGUGCUGAUGGCCAGAACUGCGGCAACUUUCUAACGGAAAGGCGUUCAACCAAGGUCCAAGCAGCACCUGGUGGUGGAUCUUCCUUGGGUUAUUUAUUUGGUGACGGCAGCAGCAAGUGAUGUCACUGGACAUCAAGUUUCAAAAGUUUGCUUUCCCAGUUAUGUUGGAAGUAUGAAUGGAUUUCAUUUACUGCAAAUUUGAAACUUCUUUUCACAAUUGUAAUAGUGUCUAAUUGACACAGGAUUCAAACUGCUAUGUAAGUGCUGAAUGCUGUAUUACCCAUUAUUUCUGUAUCAUGCGAGUUAAAAACACACUUUUUCUUUAGUUUAAUCUGUUGAUGUGGAAAUGAUAUCAUCCUUUUAUAUUUGUUCA